GCAGAAAUCGUCAAGAGGCUGAAUGCUAUAUGUGCACAAGUCAUUCCCUUCCUAUCCCAAGAGCAGCAACAACUCCAGGCCCAGCAUUUGUCACAUGGACAUGGUCUCCCCGUGCCUCUCACCCCACACCCCUCAGGCUUGCAGCCUCCAACCAUCCCACCCAUUGGCAGCAGCACUGGCCUUCUGGCACUGUCUAGUGCGCUGGGUGGGCAAUCUCACCUACCGAUUAAAGAUGAAAAGAAGCACCAUGAAAACGAUCACCAAAGAGACAGAGACUCCAUCAAGAGCUCUUCUGUAUCUCCAUCAGCCAGUUUCAGAACAGCAGAAAAGCACAGAAACUCAACAGAUUACUCUUCAGACAGUAAAAAGCAGAAAACAGAAGAGAAGGAAAUAGCAGCUCGUUAUGACAGUGAUGGUGAAAAGAGUGAUGACAACUUGGUAGUUGAUGUUUCCAAUGAGGAUCCUUCCUCUCCCCGAGGGAGCCCAGCACACUCUCCACGGGAGAAUGGCUUGGACAAGACUCGACUGCUGAAGAAAGAUGCACCAAUUAGUCCUGCAUCUAUUGCAUCCUCCAGCAGUACUCCUUCCUCCAAAUCCAAAGAACUUAGCCUUAAUGAGAAAUCUACCACACCUGUAUCUAAAUCAAAUACCCCAACUCCACGGACUGACGCUCCAACUCCAGGCAGCAAUUCCACUCCCGGAUUAAGGCCUGUGCCUGGCAAGCCCCCCGGUGUUGACCCACUAGCUUCAGGUUUAAGGACGCCUAUGGCAGUGCCAUGUCCUUACCCUACUCCGUUUGGGAUUGUGCCACAUGCCAGUAUGAACGGUGAGCUGACCAGCCCAGGAGCUGCCUACCCCCAAAGAGGUGCAGCAGCGCCAGCAGCAGCAGCCGCAGCUUAUGGGAGAUCUCCAGUGGUUGGUUUUGAUCCCCAUCAUCACAUGCGAGUCCCAGGCAUCCCUCCCAAUCUCACAGGCAUCCCAGGAGGAAAACCAGCAUAUUCAUUUCAUGUAAGUGCAGAUGGUCAGAUGCAGCCUGUACCUUUCCCUCCCGAUGCCCUCAUUGGUCCAGGGAUCCCUCGCCAUGCCCGUCAGAUCAACACACUGAACCAUGGGGAAGUCGUGUGUGCAGUUACCAUCAGCAACCCCACAAGACACGUGUACACAGGUGGGAAGGGGUGUGUCAAAGUCUGGGAUAUCAGCCACCCUGGCAACAAGAGCCCUGUCUCUCAACUGGACUGCCUGAACAGAGAUAACUACAUCCGUUCCUGCAGAUUGCUCCCAGAUGGCCGCACCCUGAUUGUUGGUGGGGAAGCCAGCACGUUAUCCAUUUGGGACCUGGCAGCUCCAACUCCACGGAUUAAGGCAGAGCUGACAUCUUCUGCUCCAGCUUGCUAUGCCCUAGCUAUCAGCCCUGAUUCCAAGGUCUGCUUCUCUUGCUGUAGUGAUGGGAACAUUGCAGUGUGGGAUCUGCAUAACCAGACUUUAGUAAGGCAAUUUCAGGGCCACACAGAUGGAGCCAGCUGUAUUGACAUUUCUAAUGAUGGCACCAAACUAUGGACGGGAGGCUUGGACAAUACAGUCAGAUCCUGGGACCUCAGAGAAGGGAGACAGCUACAACAACAUGACUUUACAUCACAGAUCUUCUCAUUGGGCUAUUGUCCAACUGGUGAAUGGUUGGCAGUAGGAAUGGAGAACAGUAACGUUGAGGUGCUGCAUGUUACUAAACCGGACAAGUAUCAGCUGCAUCUUCAUGAGAGCUGUGUGUUGUCACUCAAAUUUGCUCACUGUGGCAAAUGGUUUGUAAGCACUGGAAAAGAUAAUCUUCUUAAUGCCUGGAGAACACCUUAUGGAGCCAGUAUAUUCCAGUCCAAAGAAUCCUCAUCUGUGCUUAGCUGUGAUAUCUCUGUGGAUGACAAAUACAUUGUCACUGGCUCUGGGGACAAGAAGGCUACAGUCUAUGAAGUUAUUUAUUAGAGACAAAUCUGAAUGCAGACAGGAGUCCUUCUUGUAGCACUUUGCUAUGUAUUCCUUUUUUUUUUCUUUCCCAAACUGAGAACUUAAAUGCUUAUCACAGUUGUGAAAUUUAUUUUUCCCCUUUUAACUUACUAUUGAAUUGUGAAUGCUGAUUAAGAACUUGUGAUACCAAAUCAUCAGAUAUCUACUUGGAAGAAAAUGGAAUACUUAACAGUGAACUUGACUAAUUAUGUAUUAUAGUUGUAAUGUAUUUAUUUUGUUUAAAGAAGGCUUUCUAACAAUGAACUGACUAAAUAAAGCUGUCUGGCCCGACUUUGGUUUGAAAGGUGCGUUGUAUAUUUUUUGGUUUUGCUGGUGGAUGAAAGGAAUUGGGGAGAAGGAUGUUGUGGAGAUAGUAAAAGCUACACUGAAUGGACUCAUAGAUUCUAAUUUUAAAAAAUGGGGAUUUUUUAGUCCUAUUCUUGCAUGAGGCCUCAAAGUAUUAUUACAGUAUAAUUACUUGGUGGGGAGAUGCUGCAGUUUAACUAUUUUAGACAGGCUUGGAAAUUUAGGAAAUUGCAACCUGUAGCCAAUGAUUUACAUGCCUGUAAUGAAUGGCAAGUUCAGUUCACAUCUAAAUUAAAUACCUUUUAUGAGAAUGUGCCAAUUUAUAUAUUUCCAAUGUCAAUAUAGCAUCUUGUGAACAGAUUUGUUCUCAGUGCUUUUCUAUUGAUGAACAUAAAGCGUUUUAGUGUCAAUGUAAUUUUUUUUUUUUUUAAAUAUAGCACCUCUCUCUGUUAUAUUGUAGAGAGAAGUACCAUAAGUUGCCUCAAAGAAUCACCUUUAUUGCUUCUGGACAUUUUUGCCACGUUUCUUUGAAAUGGGAGAUACAUGUCUUUAGGCAGUUUUUCAAUUACAAGAGAUUACGAAAAAUAUUUGAUAUAUUCAUUGGAAACUGCACUGAAAUAAGGAUGGAUUCCUACCAAUAUACAAACUACAAAAGCAAGGACCUCUGAGGUAGGAUUUACAAGAGCACUCAUUCUGAAGUACAAAAAAGGAAUGGAUUCUCACUUGGGAUAGGACUUGCUUUGUUUGUCACCAAUUCAAUCCAAGUCUUGAUUGGAUGUCUCCAAAAUGGAUGCAGGCUGAGCCAUUGUGCCAGAGACAUUGUGUUAUCUUUUUAUGUUCUUGUUGUCGCUGUUAAACUAUGAUCUGUGACUUUUUUUUUGAAUGCUUUAAAAAAAAUCUUUAAGUCUGUGGAUCUGCUGAUGUACAGUGCCUUUGCUGCUAUGGAUCAAAAUCAAAAGACCCAUGUAGAUAAAUCUUAUUGUAUAAGUAGAAAAUUACUUAAUUUCAUACUAGAAAUGGAUUGAUGCUGCAACUUAAAAUGGACUGUUCAUUGAAGUUCCAAAUGUGAUAGCAAAAAAUGGUGUCUUAAGUGUUUAGUGUUUGAUGUCAUUAACAGUUUCGUAAUGUUCUACAGCAAAGAAAAAUUUUGAUACUAAACUGUGUCAUUGUACAUAGUUCUAAUGCAUUGUAUUGACCACCAGUACUUCUAUAAUGGUAGUUUAUUGUUUGUGCAUUCAGACUUUUUAAGCAUUAAACAUAAGUAACUUCUAA
Molecule: messenger RNA, 3573 nt
Organism: Struthio camelus australis
Lineage: Eukaryota; Metazoa; Chordata; Aves; Struthioniformes; Struthionidae
Source: RefSeq, a predicted model, not a curated record